Messenger RNA from Fomitiporia mediterranea MF3/22, 1284 nucleotides. Its product is annotated as chitinase. The coding region runs from base 1 to 1284 and encodes 427 amino acids. Gene Ontology annotation, molecular function: chitin binding; chitinase activity. Gene Ontology annotation, biological process: carbohydrate metabolic process; chitin catabolic process. The transcript has 4 exons. Gene Ontology annotation, cellular component: extracellular region. NCBI's taxonomy places the organism in Eukaryota, Fungi, Basidiomycota, Agaricomycetes, Hymenochaetales, Hymenochaetaceae. The record is from RefSeq and is a predicted model, not a curated record.
AUGAUUCUGCUCUCCUAUUGCUACUUUGUUGCUGUUACAGCAGCACUGGCGUUUGCCAGACCUAGCCUUGAGAUCCGCUCUCGCUCCUUACACCAACAGGUUGCUCACAAAUCUGUGAGGGCUAAUGAUAUUGUUUCGUCUGCAUGGUAUACUGGGUGGCAUGCCGAAUACUUCCCACUUGACAACGUGUCAUGGGAUAAGUACACUCAUUUGACAUAUGCUUUUAAGGGAACAAGUGAAAACGCUUCUGACACUUCGCUCCCCGAUAGCGACGCGGAUUUGCUUCCGCAGUUCGUUGCUAAAGCACAUGAAAAUGAUGUCAAGGCGCUUCUGUCAGUAGGUGGCUGGGGCGGAUCGCAAUAUUUCUCGACGAACGUUGGCGAUGAGAAUAACCGCACUAAGUUCGUUAGUGCGAUGACUGAGCUUGUUAAUACCUAUCAGCUCGACGGAAUUGACUUCGACUGGGAAUACCCCGGUCGCCAAGGUAUCGGAUGCAACACAAUCUCACCAAACGACUCUGCCAACUUUCUGGCGUUCCUACAAGAGCUUCGUAAUACUUCACUUGGCCCGUCCCUCAUUCUUACCGCUGCUGUGAGCCUCAACCCCUUUACAGAUGGAGAGGGUGUACCUUCACCGAAUGUCACUGGCUUUGCCAACGUCCUGGACUACAUCGCAAUCAUGGAUUACGAUGUCUGGGGAAGCUGGAGUCCCAGAGUCGGCCCGAAUGCUCCGCUAAACGAUACGUGCGCCAGCACGGAAGAUCAACAGGGCAGUGCCGUUUCUGCAGUUGCAGCAUGGACUAAGGCAGGAAUGCCGGUGAACCAAAUCACACUCGGUGUCGCGUCGUACGGCCAUUCGUUUUCUGUAAACGAGUCUUCAGCGUUUGACGGAUCCAGCUCAAAGACCGUACUUGCUCCUUACCCAGCAUUCAAUGCAUCAGCAUUCCCUGUAGGCGAUUCAUGGGAUGGCCAGCCAGGAAUUGACAUGUGUGGUAAUUUCGGACAGCAGGGCGGUAUACAGCAUUUCUGGAACCUGGUUGAUUCAGGAAUGUUAUUGCCAAAUGGCACUGCCGCGCCGGGCGUCCCAUAUCGCUUCGACGAUUGUAGCCAGACUGAUUACUUGUAUAAUACGACAGCAGGAGUGAUGAUCAGCUAUGAUGGACCCAGGGCAUUCGCUGCGAAGGGGAAUUUUAUAAGGACGGCGGGACUGAGAGGAUUUGCCAUGUGGGAGGCUGCUGGCGACAAGGACAAUGUACUACUUGAUGCUAUUCGUGAUAGUGAUUAA